Molecule: messenger RNA, 1011 nt
Organism: Spirodela intermedia
Lineage: Eukaryota; Viridiplantae; Streptophyta; Magnoliopsida; Alismatales; Araceae
Source: the annotation of a GenBank genome assembly
AUGCCUUCCGGCCAUGUGCUUCUCAUCUUCCUCCCCUCCGCAACCGCUGCAGUAGGCGGAGCUCUGAAGGUGGCGGAGGCGAGGAAGGGGCUCUCACUCUCCUCGCUUGCCCCGCUGGGGCUUUCUCUUGCUUUGAGUUUCUCCUCCCCUUCCCUGGCCGUUCCUUUCCCUGCAGGCGUAGGAGCUCCGGUGGUCGUUCCGACCACCCCCUUCUCGCAGUCCCGGGAUCUGAAAUUCGGCCUGGAGGACGGGUUGCGAUCUCCAUUCCUUCGUCUUGGUUUCUGCUUGUUCCCGAUUGCGGCGCUUGGGUGAUGUGGUUCGUCUCUUUGCUGUAGGAAGAUAAGGCCGUGCCCCUCCACAAAUCCGGGAUGCGUCUCGACGAACCCCAAGUCCUCCUCGUUCGCUUUCCCUCUGGUGAUCCCGAGUGGUUCCUCGGAGAAUGCCGUUCAGGUGCUGUAGUCUCUCCCCCCUCCCUAUCUCUCUCGCUCUCUCUCUCUCUCUCUCCUCUUUCGCUCUCUUGGGAUUUGAGGAAUGAAAUUUAAACUUCGCCGAUAGAAAAACGAAAUGGUUGUGGCUUCCAUCCCUGCGCAGGCUCUGAAGGACGCAAUUUUGAGAACUCAGAAGAAUGUGAAGUUUCAGGUCGCAGAGGAGACUCCUUACGGUAAUCUAAUGGACGGCUAAUGAAGAUUUCAUGGACAAUGUUUCAGUUCUCCUGCUAUAUGAUCUCAUCUGUCUUUAAUAUAUUUUUAAAGACCAGUUCACCUGAUUAGUUCUUCUACUCAUCCUCCAGGCCAGUAUCUGCAGGCAGAGGUUGAUGGAGGAUUUGGCCGAGACGUGAUGGAGUUCUUGGUGAAGGGAGAUGUGGUCGUAUACAGAUCCAUGGCCACCAAGGUCACAUACAUCUAUCCAUUCACCACUGCUUUUGGCGACUCCAAAGGACAGGAGGAGAGGAUGGAGAAGAUCGUGGAGCAGCUGGGUUGGUAUUCCCCCAAAUUCGACACAAUGGACUGA